Molecule: messenger RNA, 1799 nt
Organism: Ostrea edulis (European flat oyster)
Lineage: Eukaryota; Metazoa; Mollusca; Bivalvia; Ostreida; Ostreidae
Product: RISC-loading complex subunit tarbp2-like
Exons: 7
Coding region: 100-1065 (321 amino acids)
Source: RefSeq, a predicted model, not a curated record
UACGACAUCUAUCGCAUCCGAAAAUUGUUAUUCACAUGUGCAGCUCGAAAGCCGACAGUCAGUGCUGUAUCAUUUAGCUGUUAAUAUUUUUAUUUCAAGAUGGCAUUAAUUCCUCCAGGAAAGACGCCUAUUAGCUUUCUUCAAGAAAUCAGCACUAAAAGGGGGAUAACUCCACAGUAUGAUUUGCUGGCAAAUGAGGGAGCUGUUCACGAACCUGUGUUUAUCAUGAGGGUUACUAUUGGUGAAGUGAUUGCCACGGGCAAAGGAACAAGCAAGAAGAAGGCAAAGCACGGAGCGGCACUGGCAGCUCUUCAGCAGAUCCUGGGGCUGGGUGAAGGUCGAACCCCAGAACAACAACCUUCAGAACCUGGACAACCGUCCGGAAACAUGAUGGAAAGUGAUGUUGCGGGUAAUCCUGUCGGAGAGCUACAAGAAUUUACACAAAAGAAACUCAUUAAGCCGCCAAUCUACGAGUUUGGCAAUGAGGACGGUCCCCCUCACAACCGGGAGUUUAUCUGUACAGUGAAGCUUGGGAAAUUCACGGAGAAAGGAUCUGGAAGGUCGAAGAAGACAGCUAAACGAUCUGCAGCGAGUGCUAUGUUGGUCCACUUAAAGAACAUUACACAGGACGGAGAAAACAACACUAAGAUUGAAGACUCGGAGGAGGAAGAUGAAAUCCCACUGAAUGCAUCAGAACUGCGAGCAUCAUAUACUGCUUUGAAGGAAGGCAAGGCAAAAAUUCCUAUUCCGAGUGCUCAGGAAAACACGGAAUUCCAGCAGUUCUAUCAGAAAAUUAAAAAUAAUCAGAAGAUCAAAAGCACCAAGCUGACCACACCCGCUACCAAUUACUGCCAAAUGCUGCAGGAAAUCUCAGAGGUUCAGCGGUUUGAGGUCACCUAUAUGGAUAUAGCUGAAAUUAGUGCAAAAGGUCAGCGGCAGUGCUUGGUGCAGCUAUCCACAAUGCCAGUAGCUGUUUGUCAUGGCGUGGGUCCAACAGUGGACGAGGCCCACGCACAUGCAGCCCACAAUGCAUUGCAUUACCUCAAGCUUAUGACAAAAACGUAAUAGUGGCUCCCAGGAAAUAUCAUAGCUUCACUGUGUACACAUGGUCUCUAUGGUAAUCUGUUGUCUUAUCUGAAAACUAUUUUUAGUAUUUUGGUUUAUUGGGUUUAGGUAGACUUUAUCUAGACCUGGUCUUGAAUUUGAAAUAUUUUCGAUAUAUUUUGAUAUUAUCUGACUGAUUCUGGAAAUUAUUUUUUGACUUUUUACAUUUUAUGAUGUUAAAAACUAUUAAAGAGAAGUUUCAGGUUUGGAGAGCAGCGUUAACCAUGGAUUUUGGUUCCAUUGUGCAAUAUGUGAAGUUAUCCUAUAGCCUGGGUGUAAAUAGAUUUUACAUUUUUUUUUAUGAUUGUAGUAUUGUGAUAGUUUGUAUGUGCUCCCAUUCAUUAUAGGUAAUUAAAACCCAUUUGUGCUUUUGAUAUGAAUGUUAUGAUACCGUUAUGUUUUGUUGUGCUUAAAUAUCCUCAUCUUUGCAAAAAGUUUUUGAAGUUCAUUUAAGUGCUGUAAAUGAAAACUGAAACUACAUGUUUAUAUAUCAUGUGUUUAAAGAAAUUUUGGAAUAAUACCAGCUGAUACACACACACACACACACACACAAAUGCACACAUUCAUUUCAUAUAAGAGGACAUGUGCAAUUUUGAAUUUGAAUAUUCAUUAAUUGUGUAUUAGAAUUUUUAUAUAUUUCUAUUAUAUCAUUUAUUAUGUGUAAAAUUAAAUACUUGAUAUUCUGAGAAGUUGUA